AUGCGUAAUCGAUUCCAAGCUUGCUCUUUCAAGAACUCAACAAAUUCACUCAUAUUCAAUACUCCACUCACUUUAAAUAAAACAAGAUCAUGUUAAUCUAAGGAAUUUGGAUAUGCUAAUAAAAAAAUGAUCUAUGUUACCAUUAUUUUACCCACUUUUCAACCCUACUAAAAUAUUAUUUCCAAACUUAAGAACUAAAACAUCAAAAUACAAUAAAGAAAAUAAAUCAUAAUGAGAAAUAAAAGACAUUUGAUUUAAAAAAAAACCAUAUUAGAAAUCAUGUAAAAAUAAGAUUAACAACCCAAAAAAAGAACUAAUAGGCAUCAUAAUACUGUAUUUUACAAUCAUUAGGCUAGUUCACCUACUCAACCUAAUCUUUGUUCUAAUGAUACUAAUUCAAAUCCUUCAAAAGAAAAUUCAAGGCAUUCCAUCUAAUUACAUAGGUACAAUUCACUCUCACCUCCUAAACUUUAUAUAGAUAAGAGGACUACAAAGUUAUAAACCUUUUCUUAAAGAUUGAAAACAUUUUAUUUACCAAUUACAGCACCCUUUGAUUCUUAAACCAUUUUGAAGUUGGAAAUGAUACAAGAUGGAAGAACUAAAGUCAUUAAAUAAUAAGGUUCUCUUGAUGAUUUUUAAGUUAAUAUAAGAUUAUAUAAAUUUGAAGAUGAAGAUAAGUAUACAGAUGAAUAAGGCAAAGACUAAUAAACUAAACUUUUUACUUUAAAUUAAGAAGAGGAUGAGGAAGAAGAGUAAAUUGACAAUGAUAAUCUACAUAAUUAAAAGCAGUUAUCAAAUAAUCAAAAAAAACCAGCUUAUAAAAAUAUUUUAAAAUUUAACAGGCGCAGUCUUUAAAGUCUAAUAGACAAAUAAUAAUUAGGAAAAAGUAGAAUCAAGGAAAUUUUGACUACUGGUAAUUUAAUAUAAUUACGUUUCAAUAGAGUACAGUUAAAGAGCUAUAAAUGAUAAUUUGUCCCCUAUGAAUAAUUGUAUUAUUGGCUAUUCCCCAAUAUCUUCCAUUAAACUCUUAGAUGAAAAAAGGAAAAGACCUGUUCAUAAGCUGCUCCCUUUAGAUAUUAAUCCAGUUAGUCAAUUUACAUUUUCAAACAUGAUACCUCAUUUGCCUCUUUCUAUAAUAUCUCCAUCUAUAUAGUCGAUAAAAAAUAGUAAUGCAAAAAGGAAACUUACAAGAAAGAUCAUUAAUGCAGGAGGGAAGAAACACAAAAAAAACAUUACUUUUGGAUAAUUGUUGAUAAAAGUAUGA
Molecule: messenger RNA, 1264 nt
Organism: Paramecium primaurelia
Lineage: Eukaryota; Ciliophora; Oligohymenophorea; Peniculida; Parameciidae
Source: the annotation of a GenBank genome assembly